AUGGGACUGUCAAAAAUUGCGAUUUCUUUAAUUUUGAUUUGUGCGGCCUUUAACGUUGCAACUCUUUUUCCGAAAUUACAAAUCGUUCUUGGCAAUGUGCUCAUUCGCUCUUGGCUGCCUUCAGUUAUUGAUCUGGUUGAAGAAAUCGCCGUGGGCCUACACAAGUACUGCACCGAAAGGUUGCUUGAAGAUAUCAAGAAAGGCUUCACUAUUCUCACUGGCUUGUUUAGUAGUGUAUUUACUUUGAUACAACCAGCAGUCGGAAAUGUGUUUAAAGUUAUCACGGAUGCCCUGAUUGCAUUCCACAAUAACGGCAUGGGAUACACUGAUGAAAUUCUACAACAGCUUCUUGGUAUAGAUGGUAAGGACUGUACAGAUCCAAUACUGAAUCUGAUGUGACUCCCCUAUCAAAAUCUUGCAUAGUAACUAGGUAAUCACUCAUUGAUCUGAAAGAAUUGUUAGCACCAAACAUGUUGGUGCUGGGGUUUCAUAGGUUAAUAAAAUGCUGCCAGUUCUUUGAGCCAAUCAAAAAAGGAUAUGUAAGGUAAGAGGAAAUAUAAAGGAUAAUAAGCCAAGAAUACAGCUGUAUAUAGCUAUAGAAAGCAAAGGUGAUUUGUUUAAUGUAUUUUCUAUAAUUUUUUACUGUCAGUUGAAUACUUUUGCAUAUCAUCAUUUUUAGACAAAUGUGAUAAAAUGAGUCUCUGUUACUGAGAUCCUAAGUUAUUCCAUCUCUUCUAAAGGUAUUAAUUUUGACCAUUGUGAAUUCAGGGGUACUUUCUAUUAUGCCCAAAUUGCUGGAAAAUUUUGUCCAAUAGCAUAUUAAUUAAAUGAACUUGGUACAGGUGGAAAAUUCUGGGAUAAGUGGUCCACGUCCUGAAGGUUUCUCUCUGUCGGUCUUGUCUGAUAAAAAUUGGCUGUUCUGUUGUCAAAAAUUCUCAUGGCCAGUCCCACUUCACUAAGAAGUAUUCAAAAUGUUAGUCAAAAUUUUAAUAGAAUGAUUCAGCUCAGUUAGAAAUAAUUUUCUCAAUCGAACAAUGUCACUCUAUUUUUCUACGAUAGAAGUUCCUGUGGUUUCUGACUGGUCAGUCUGAUAUAAUGAAAAGAACCUUGGACAGCUUUGUCUUUUUCAGGAAAAUAUGAAACCCUAUAUGAAUAUCUCACUUUCCAUCUAGUGGACUAACUCCUGUUCCAGAUCAUCAACUUGCAGGAUAUCACAAAAAUUUGUCUCCUUUGUUUUUGCAGGAGCAGCCCUGCCAGAUCAGGUUGGAUCAGCAAGGAAUAAACUUUUGUCAUUAAUCCUAUUUCUUGUUUGGAUCAUCACAGGCCUUGUUUGUAUUUCCAGAAUGUCCUACAACAAGUUCUUUCUUCUGAUGUCCAGCACUUUCCUGGUACAUGCAUUUUUUGGUCCUGUCUGGUGCUUGCACAGACUGGCAUUUUGCAUUGGAGUUUGUAUGUGGAUGGGUUCCCUUGUAUCCAACAAACCCAUACCUGCUGCCAUUACCGUCUUGGUUGCUUUCACUUUAACAGGCCUCAGGAAGUGGAGAAAAAAGGUUGCCAUGACAACAAAGACCAGUGAUCUUUUGAAGUUAAAUGAAAGCUUGGAGCACAGACUAGAUGGAAUAGAAAAGAAACUUGAUGUUUUGGUGUCAAAGCUGAAUGUCAUUUGUGGCAGUUCCAGUUAAUCUUCCACCCAGUCCUUCCACAGUCAAACUAANGGAUCAGCAAGGAAUAAACUUUUGUCAUUAAUCCUAUUUCUUGUUUGGAUCAUCACAGGCCUUGUUUGUAUUUCCAGAAUGUCCUACAACAAGUUCUUUCUUCUGAUGUCCAGCACUUUCCUGGUACAUGCAUUUUUUGGUCCUGUCUGGUGCUUGCACAGACUGGCAUUUUGCAUUGGAGUUUGUAUGUGGAUGGGUUCCCUUGUAUCCAACAAACCCAUACCUGCUGCCAUUACCGUCUUGGUUGCUUUCACUUUAACAGGCCUCAGGAAGUGGAGAAAAAAGGUUGCCAUGACAACAAAGACCAGUGAUCUUUUGAAGUUAAAUGAAAGCUUGGAGCACAGACUAGAUGGAAUAGAAAAGAAACUUGAUGUUUUGGUGUCAAAGCUGAAUGUCAUUUGUGGCAGUUCCAGUUAAUCUUCCACCCAGUCCUUCCACAGUCAAACUAAACACAGUGUGAUCUGGGUUCUAGAUUGGAAAUGCAGCUAUUUUUUUGGAAGACAUUAGGGCCAUUUAUACGAGGAAAAAUAAGACGUGUCUUACCAUUAAUUUUAUACGAGCAUGUCUUAUCUAAUAAGACGCGUCUUAGCUAAGCCGUGUCUUAUUUUAGACGAAAUGUGCCGUUUAUACUGAAAGUUCGUGUCUUAUGUAAGACGCGUCUUAUUUUUCCUGGUAUAAAUGGCCCUAAUGAGACAUGAACUGAGUAUCACAAUAAAUUAUGAUCUAUUUUCCAAUUAUCAUCACCCUUUCUUUUUUUAUCUGUCAUCAUUCUGUAGUGUGUAUAUAGGGACCACGAUGCUUGGACAGACCACACGGUAAAUUGUAUAAAAGUCGGGUUAAUUGUACCUGUAAUUACUGUCAAUUGUAUUUAAGAAUGAUUACUGCAUAAGUUAUAUUAUUAGUAUCAUUAGUAUCAUCGGUCAUAACAUUUCUCUUGAAAGAUUGCCCCCUCCUUGUUACCCAUGAUUGUUUAUGCUAAAAUUCAAAAUAGUUUACUACAAUGUUCUCUUGUAGCUGGAAUGUGUAAAAUAUUUCAAGUAAGUCCUUCAGACAUAGGGUAGCAGGGAAGUGACAAAUAAUUGCAUGGUCGGAUUAACACCUAAAAUUGCCCCUAAAUGAGAAAAAGGUCAGGGAUAGAAUUUUGUGAGAAAUUUUUCCACAGUUAUUUAUGUCAUUCUUUUUUCUAAUGAAUAAUGAAAUAAUAAUAAUACUUUAAUUAUCCUCUCCCCUUUUGUGGCUUUUCAGGGAUGAUGAAACAAAUAAUUUAAAAUGCAGGAACAUAACAUGGUUAAAAGUCUCAACUGGUAGGAGGCGAACCAGUUGGCUAUUUUACAAGCGUGGACGAGGAUUUGAAAUCGGGACUACCAAGAACAAAUUCCUCCCCACCGGGGACUGUUGGGUUUGUCGCUGAGAAAUGGGACUGGAAUGGGACCGGUGGGGCGACUUGUAUUAACAAAAGGGUAAGGGGGCGCGCUAGGCUCGGCCGCCGUGAGGUUCGGGAACUACAAGGUUUUCCUUCACCUAUAGUUUAGACAAAGUGAUUUAAUUUAUUUGACUGUAUGACUGUUACCAGCCAUAAGUCUCUAUGUUCCUACGUGGAUUUGUUAAAGUCCCUGUAGGUGUCGUCGCUUUUGUGGCCGCUUCAUCCCUCGUCAAGAAUCAACUCGGUGAGUUUAAAAACUGUUUUUUUUUUCUGUUGGCGCGCGGACGGUACCAAGGUUUUAUUUUCGAUCUGUUUUGGUGUUAUUGUUAAGCUUAAAAUAAACUUUUCGGUUUGUAGCAUAAUAUCCGACAGUAUUGCUUCUCAAAUUGCAGCUUUUCAGUCUCAUUUGCUGUAGUGCUUCGAACGUUCUCAAUGACCGUCAUGUUGUAACCAAGCUUGUUAGGUUCCAUUUGCUCUCACUGAUUAUUAUAAAUACUCCUAAUUUCCAAGAAAAAAUAAGAGGGGGAACAUUUUGCCAAAUGAGACAGUUAAUGCCUCCUCUUUUAUGGCAUUUACAAACUGCCUUUAAUUUAACAAACUAUUUGACUAUUGACCGCUGGAAAAUUUGCAAGAAUCAUCAGAUGGAGGUAAAUGAUAGAUAUCCUGUUUUACGGAAGGCUUUUUAAUUUGAUGUGCCGUGGCCUUAAUUAGAUGAACGGCUCAAGCAUUAAUGAAGUUUCUAAAGUAUUGUGUCGUAAAAUGUGUUACAAGAUGUAGUAAAUCAAACAGUUUUGCUCAUAGCCUCUUGAAUUACUUUUAUAACUACAGCUUGGAGGUAACGAACUUUGUAAAAGUAUCUUAUUGUUUUAGGUAAUUAUUUCAAGUUCUUAGAGUAUUUUAUAUGACAUAGACAGCUGCAAUGCAUCAUUCAUCAUAUCCAGUCACUAUGACGGGCGUCAUCUCUUGACUCAUGACAGCUGCUUUGAGCACAGGCAGACCACCCUCUGUUUGUGUGGCAGUGGUUGUUACUGAAACCUGAGCAUCGGUAUUUUAAACUCAAUAGAAGAAAGACAGAUGAACAUUACUGCGGCUGCAGUUUACUCCGAAAUACAGAUUUGAACCAAAAUGUUCAAGCGAAGUUCAAGAGAAAUGAUAACUUAGUCACACACACAAGACAAGGCUGGCAGCAAUCAGCUACCGGCAGGUCUCCUUCUUUAGUUUUAAACCACUUAUCUUGGACGGAAAAUAUGUGCUAUGAAAGCGACGUCCUUAGUUACCUAUAGAGAGGCACAUGUAUGUCCACCCCAGGCAUUGUUAGUGUGUCUGUGAUCAUCAACAAAAAUUUUCACUCUCCAACAGAACCUUGUGUAAUAAUUCAUUUAGUUGUGAACCAAUUUUUUGGUGCUGAUGUCCUUAUUCUCAGCAUGAGUAAUGCAUACUAUUGUUCAAAUAAUAAUAAUAAUAAAUUUAUUUAUUUAUUUAUUUAUUUAUUUUAAUAAACAACUUUAUUUAAAAUCUUGUAAAAAACCUAUACACAAAAGAAAAAAAAACUGCAGUAGGGUAAUUAUAGUUCCUCACCAAAUACAUACAUGAAAUUCUUAGACUAAAAGCAUAGGAGCUAGUUGAAAAAAAAAAUAUAAAUUCGUUGUAAAACAUGUACAUGAUAAAACCAUCCAUCAUGCCUAUCAGCCUCUAAAACUAGAUAUAUAUAUAUAUAUCUGUGUGAUUUUGCUAAAAGGUGCCCGCCAAGUUUUCGCUUGAACACCGGCAUCGCCUGUGUUCAAGCCAGUGUAGCCGGAAGAAAACCAGGGGGCUUGCCGUCUUGCUAGGUGUCAGCUGAGAGCCCUGGCCCAGACCUAUCCGCGGGUGGGUGACUUCCUUGUUUUGAGUGAAAACCAGGGGGGUAGGCAGGGGAGAUUUUGUCACUUUGGUUAGAGUUUUAUGUCAGAAAGCAGUGCAAAGUCAGAGAAUUUUUCCUGUGGCCUAGGCCAACCAAGUCAAUGUGGUGACUCAUAAUCAUAACACUACUAGCAGAGCUUGGGGGAAGUGAUUGACUACUCAUAAGCUUCAUGGGUGGGGAGGGUGAGUAAUGGCUCCUUCAAGUUGACCUUCUAGAGACUCAGUACAGGCACCUUGUAUGAAAUCCAGACAGAUAUAUAUAUAUAUAUAUAUAUAUAUAUAUAUAUUCUAAAACACUGAUAAAAGCUGACAACCUCUAGCAUAUAACAAACAGUACACUUAGAGAAAAUGAAAAUAAGACACCGCAAUGACUGUACAAGAAUUGGUUUUCUGGGCAAAUGUCAAACAAAAUAAAAAGGUCUUUAGAGCCUGCUUGAAACCCUGAACAUUUUGGAUACUCCUGAUAACUGAAGAAGGAGUGUUCAACAGUGAGGGCUCAACACAAAGUGAAGGUUCUGUUCAAAGACAGUAAUAUUCUUUGUCCCUUUGAAAAUGAAAUGACAUUGUUUUAUAGUCACAAUUAAUUGCAGCUUAGUUUGCUAAUCAAUGUUAGCAUCUGUGAGGGCGUAAUGGCAAAGCUGUUAUUCAAAAAAUUAUUAGAUAAUAACUAUUUUUUUGUUAUUAUUUCGUUUUUAUUUCUUUUAGUAAUGGUGCAAAAACUGCAUGCAAGCCCGUUACAAAAAUGCAAGACUUUUGUUAUUCUUUUGUCAGGAAGUAUUGCCAAGUGUCAUAUUGGAAUGCAUACCAAAGCCUGUUCACUGGAAUAUCCUUGCACAAAUGUAACAAGAUUCCCAGUUCCUGCUGAAUUUGUGGACUGGAAGGUUUCAUUUCCAGAUUACAAACCUGUGGUUUACACAGCACAAAAAGUGCUUGAAAAACCUCCCUGGGCUGAUCCUGACAUCAGGUGAGAAGGUUCUUCUUAGGACCAGUGUGGCCAUAGGACAAUAUGGUCUCAAGAGUGAUCAGCAUCAAUUUUCUCCCAACACUAUUUAUACAUAAUCAAGAAAAAAGGUCUUGAGAAAUGAUAGAAUGAUCACUGAAGGUGAAAUGUCUUGGUCUUUUACCAAAUUCUCUCAACUUAUUCUUCAAGGAAUGUAUGGAGAUCAGUGUGUAGAAAUUAAAAGUGCAUGUGGAUAUCGGAACUUCAAGGGCUAAUAUAGGUUCCAUCACAGGCAGAUCAAGGAUUAUGAUUGCAGAGGGUCACCUCAAAAAAUAGAGAGUAAAAUGGUUUCCUGGGCUGAAUGGGGGUUCAGCCACCCAAGGAACCCUAAACCUAACCCCCAUAUCCACCCUGAGUUCCAUUGUAAUGGUUUAAUUUAUAUUUGGCUUCACAUGACUAUAUGACUGGCUGCCAGUCAAGGUUUUCAAAAUAUUAAAAUUAAUAGUCAUAGCGUUAUGAGCAAUACAUUUAUAUUCUUUGUCUCCUAUCCUAAUCGCUAAACCUAGAUCACUUUAUCUACCCAUGAAAAUAUACAUCCAGAGAUGAAACAAAUGCAGAUCGAACAAUUGAUCAUUCAGUGAUUUGAAAACCUUGACUAGCUGCUGGCCCACUGUUAGUUAUACAUUUGAUUCUAAACCAUGCAAUCUUUUACUUUUUGAAUAGUUUUGUUCAGAAAUAAAUCUAAAAAGUGGAUGUCAUUUCUCUGACAGCUCUGGACCAGUGAAAGAGGCCCUCAAAUAUAAUGACCUUGAUACUUACUACAAAACAGAUAGAAGAAGUUUAACAGGAAAGUAUGAAGUCAUACAAGGAGUCCCAAGGUUAGGUCAUGUGCCUCUUUCAUUACUAGGCAUCCUUGGAGACCCAGGGGCAGAUAGUGGAGGCAAGGGAAAGUCUAAACGGGCGGGAAAAUAUGGCACGAAGAAAAGUAAAGAACGGCGAGAAGAGCCCCUGGGAACAAUGUCUUACCAGACCAGUUCUAAACGGUCGCUGCUGUUCUGACUUCUGAUUGGUGCCAGAAAACUUUUGUGUUUUUCUGCCCACUCAGAAGACAGAACAGCGGUGACCGUUUGGAACUGGUCUGGUAAGACAUUGUCCCCAGGGGCUGUUCUCGCCAUUCUUUACUUUAAUUCGUGCCAUAUUUUUCCACCCGUUUAGACUUUCCCUUCCCCCCACUAUCUGCCCCUGGGUCUCCGAGGAUGAUUACUAGGCAGCUUUAACAAAGACACUGCAAGGUCAAAUGAGAGUACAAAAGUGUAUGGAAACAGUGGCCAAUCCAGACCUUCAGAUAAGGGGGGGGGAGAACGGUCGUCCAGACCCUGAGAUAAGGGGGGGCUCAGUCUCCAAAACAUUUUUUUAGGCCCUUCGGGCCUCAGUUUGGCCUGCCUGUGUGCUUACUGACUAACUAGUGUUUUUUUAGCUGUUUACUGGCUACAGCUGUACCCCAUUGACACCCUCUCCUAAAGGCCAAAAUUCUUAAAGGAAAGUUUGAAGCCAAAAUAGAAUAUACAGAAGGGUGAUUGGGAGUUUCAGGAGUAUUCAUUAUUUCUGGAACAAUGUAUUGGAUUUUACUUAUAAAAAGUGUUUGUUUUAAAGGAAUCCUGUUGGUAGGACUGGUAUGAUUGGUAGAGGAUUGCUUGGAAAAUGGGGUCCCAACCAUGCUGCUGAUCCAUUGGUUACAAGGUAUAUAAUAAUUUUAUUUACCUGUUCUCCAGGCAAAAAGACUUUUUGCGAGGGGACGUGUUCACUGUCCAGGGGUGGUUUAGAACUCACUUCAGGUAAAUAUAAUAUUGUAAAUGCUAAAAAAAGUUGCUUGGGCACUUAUAAUUAAAUUUUGUGACUCCAUAGGCGACACUUAUGAAAGGGGGUGUGCAGGGGGCACUUAUUUCAUUAUCAAAUUUACCUAGGCCUUAAGUCAAGACUACUGUGUCACUUUUAAACCCAAAUUUUGCUUUCUGUGCAUGCCCGAACUUCACAAGCUAUUUAUUUUGCAUCUGGAUCAGAACGCUGCGAAGUGUACGACCUGUAAAUGGCUUUAUGGUAGGUUUUAGCUCUCUAUAGCACAACAGUGACCAGAAAACCGCUCGACGAGCUUCAAAACAAGUUUUUUGGCAAAAUUUCCAGGGGCAAAUGGGGCUGGCGAGCGUGGCCAAAAAAUCGGCUAGCAGACCCUAUAUUGUUGUUGUGGAGCAGUUAUGGUGGGGGGAGGGGGGGUUGGGUUUUGGGUCUUUGUGUGGUUGUCGGGGGGGGGGGGGGGGUGAGGGGGGGGGGGGGGGGUGGGGGGGGGCUAAAGACAGCACUAAUUUGUACAUAAUUUUAUGGUAUGUACCAAAUAUUCUUAUCCAUAUCUUUAAGGUAUAAGAUUAAGGUGUGUUCUCUUUCAGAUGGAAAAGGGACAGCUCUGGAGAAAAAAUUCACAAAGAUGGAAAACCAGUUUUAGAAUUUGUUGCAGUUCAGAGAACAGAUUGCUCAGAAUGGGCUCUUCCAGGGGUAAGUGAACAAUCAGAAACUAAAUGCAAGGGAUAGUGAUGGCUACCAAGGCUAUCCUGUACUGACUGGUUUACCUUUUUAGCAAAGGCAAUAAAAAUCCUCAUUUUCGAGAACACUUUUAUUUGUUUUUAGUGUCUUUGCUAAAAAAAGUAAGCCUCUGUGAAGUCUACAAUAUAAUGGGAGAGACAAACUUUAGAUAACUUAUGCAUUUUUAAUAGAUAAGCUUUUCUUUAGUGCUACAGCAUUCUUGACUUUGUAUUAAAAAAAGUAAUAGAACUGGUGGGCACAGGCACACCACUCUUACCCGGUCAAUUCCAGUCUGUUGUGGACACAUCAAUGCUAAUAGUUGUCUUAGGGAUCUUUCCAGAAGUCUACACUGGCCAGCCUGCCCAGUCAUUUUGAAAAUGAAAUUUUAAUCCUUUCUCAAAAUUUUCGCUAUUACUGCCGUGCAGGGGAUUUAGUAAUAUGCUGAUCUGACAUUUAAGUCCUGAUGUAAUAGUAGAAUUCCCUUUGCAACUGAACUGGUCUAAUCAACCAAUUCUAUCAAAUGAUAUGCACCCUCAGACUGACAGACCACAAGACAAGGGAGAGGAACAGCUCGUUCGUGAAGUGCGUGUAGACAGGCUAGGGCAACUUUACCAUUCCCAUUCUGUUUUUGUUCUAUCUCCAGACGUUUUUCAGUCUUCUUAGUAGGCUACUCCACUGUUUUCAAAACUGUAAAUUAAAAUAAAUUGAAUCCAUUGUUUGAAAGAGCUCCCAAGAUGGCCCGGUCAGACCGUUUCCCUUUUUUCCUCGUUUUCAGGCUUCUGCGCACAGGAUUUGGGUUAAAACCUAACGUUCCGUAAAAGCGAUACAAUACAACACAAUACUUUUAUUAAUUCUCCCCGAGGGGCUUUUCAGAAUUAAUUUACAAUAUGUAUAUAAUACAACUAAGACUAAUGAUAUACAUGUUCUUGAUAUAUAAAUAACAACUUAAAAUUACUACUUCUAAUGUUAACUAACAAAGUAAUAAUAUACUAUGGUAUGUAUACCGGUAUCUUAUUUCUUCAUUAAUUCUGCCUUUGCAUGCUUUUUAAAUGAUCUUAAUGAUCGGGCAGUUCUAGUGUUGUUACUGAGACUAUUCCACGCUUUUGCUGCCCGAUAAAAGAAGCCACUCUGGGCAGCCGCUGUCCGGCAUCCUGGCAGGUUUAGAUGUUCACUGUUGCGGAGAUUGUAAGCGUGCCCAUUGCGAUGGUCAUGCGAUUCUUUCAGUGCUGUAUACCUCUACUUUCUGUUCCUGUUAAGUGUUCGGCUGAUAAGUGUAGUAUUUUGUGCUAGGGAAUGGUUGAUCCUGGUGAACCCGUUACGUACACGCUCAAGAGGGAAUUUGGCGAGGAAGCAUUAAAUUCUCUUGAACUUACGCCAGAGGAGAAUAAACGGCUUCAUGAUUUAUUGGAUGAUCUCUUCCAUCAUGGAACUGUGGUAACAACACGUCUUGUAUAAUUUAGAAAGUUUAUGAAAAUUACGUGUUGAUUAUUACAGGAACUAAGGUUGUAAGAGCUCCAGUAGCGAAGAGAGCAGCUUUAACAGGGUUGCCAUGGACGGUAGAAGAGACAGGGAAAAGUCGAAGGGGAAAAGGGGGGUUUGCAAAAGGUCAGGGAUAAUCAAAAAAGGAAGUAAAUGAGAAGUCAAGGAAUUUUAUUUUUAGAGGUUGCCACAUUCCACAGUUCAGGCACAGUCACUUUUGUCCAGAACAACAACAACAAAAAAUACUCUACAUAGAAUUAGAUGAGCUCUAUCAGAACUAGGUGGUACGUAGGUGGCGUCUGACGCCCAACGUUUGCCCUCGGGCGUGUAGAAAAUCUUAAUUUCCAUACAAUGUUGGCUCCUCUAGAUUUUACAGGUUUAGGGCACUGGGUUCCGUUCAAUUUUCCUUAGAGCACAGCCUUGCUAUACAUCGUUGUGUCUGAUACUUCAACGAGUUCAAGUCCUGAAAUCUAAAAGCUCAAAAAAAUGUGAAAUAGAAAGAUAAUAUAAAUUACGUGCAUGUUAGGAAAGAUUAGUGAAUUAUUUUUUGUGGCAGGGAGUGGCAUACCUUUUCAAGAAAAACAACUUAAACUAGGACGAAAUAUGUGACAAAUGUCUAGAGAUCUUCAACCAUUUCGUUAGAGGUUGAUAUUCAGGGUUUUCUUGGGUUUUUUCCUUGUUUUUAAGAUUUUUAAAGGCUACAUAGAUGAUCCUAGGAACACAGAUAAUUCCUGGAUGGAAAGCCAAGCAGUUAAUUACCAUGACGACACAGGAAAAGCCUUUGAAAAGUUUGCGCUCAAAGCUGGUGAUGAUGCCAAAAAUGUCAGAUGGAUGGAUGUCUCACAUGAACUACGGUUGUAUGCAAACCACAAUGAUUUGGUGAAGGAAGUUGCUAAAAGACUUAAUGCUUAUUGGUAGUGAAUAACCCCCUUGGGAGGGGAAAAAUUACAUA
Porites evermanni is the source of this 10982-nucleotide messenger RNA. The record is from the annotation of a GenBank genome assembly. NCBI's taxonomy places the organism in Eukaryota, Metazoa, Cnidaria, Anthozoa, Scleractinia, Poritidae.